Messenger RNA from Athalia rosae (coleseed sawfly), 2661 nucleotides. RefSeq names its product tensin-3-like. The record is from RefSeq and is a predicted model, not a curated record. The coding region runs from base 577 to 2370 and encodes 597 amino acids. Lineage: Eukaryota; Metazoa; Arthropoda; Insecta; Hymenoptera; Athaliidae. The transcript has 10 exons.
GCGAUUCACGGAUUCGGCCGACUAUCUUUCAAAAGUUUCAACGCUGAAGAGGCAAGGAUCUCGAUACCGAUCGCACGUCGCGGCAGCCUCAAGUUAUCGAUCGAUACGAAAAGAUGCGGUCCCACUCGCGAUACCCGGUCGAUUACUCACGCGGUGUGUGAAGUUUCGAGAAUAAAGGACAGCCGAGAGAGCGACUGGAUCGGAAGUUUUGUUUUUUUUUUAUGAAUUUUUUUCUCGUUUCGCUCACUCGUAAUCGAGGAGAACAAAGAUCGGCUUCGCUGCAGCGGUAAAUGAGAAGAGCGACGUUGAAUCGCGUGUGUCGCACUUGUUGCGCUGACCUGUUAGGAUUCUUCUUGACGCGUAGCGCGGCAUCGGAUAGUCGCAACGAUUGCGAUAGAACGAAAUUAGAUGCGUUUCGUGGGUAUUUCGCGGUGCAUCGACGUCGCACGGUGCGGGGAGGGAAUGUGAAUCGGGAACGGUGUAUACCUAUGUAUAUCUGCGAGUACACGAGUUGAAUGGAUUUGAGGAUAAAGGAUCCGCUGUUGCUGCUGCAACGCAAGUACCCCGGCGUUGACAAUGGUGGGGAUUGCGGUUAAGGAAAGUGAGGUGGAAAAUAGCCGCAGACUGUCCCCGUCUCAAAUGACCACUGGAACUACGUUGAAGAUAUUCAACUUCGUACAGUACAUGGGCUCCUUCGCCGUUGGAAGUCCUGAAGUCGCUGGACGGGCGGAGUACGUGCGAUCGCGACUCGGUGCUCUUAGACACAGUCACCGUUCAACACCCGUACUUCUAAUCAUCUCGCUAGCGGGGAUCAAAGUAUGCAGUCCAGAUGGAAAAACAGUGCAGAUGGCCCAUGCGCUGAGACGCAUUUCGUACGCUACCUGUGAGCCUCAAUACGCCCAAUUCAGUUUCUUGGCAAGGGAACCCGGGGCGCACUUCAGUCUUCAGUACUGCCACUCCUUCAUCACCGAAACUCCUGAACAGGCCGAGGAACUAAACACUAUUGUCGGAAAUGCAUUUCGUAUGGCGUACGCGGCGCAACUCCAGAGACAGCCGAUCCUUCAGGAGGUGAUCUCGCCCCAACCAACCCCUUCGCGUCGCAAGGAUCGACCGGAACGAAAUACUAAUUUGCAGAACAAACAGCCGACGCGGGGGUCCGCUGACUCGACGGAUAAAACGACAAUUUUCUGGCCCCAGAGUGUCCUGGCGCCUACCCCCCGUGGAGGUGGUGUCCCACCCUCCACAGCGGAAAUGAACGUGCAACUCGGUAGUGCCGGGUCUCCCACCUUACGCUUAUCAACUGUAAAGACGCCAAACUCGAUUCCGGGACUAAGACCCUCGCACAAUUUCAACAACGUUUUGGGUCCCAUAACGAAUGAAGAUGGUCCCAAAAGCAUAUCGCAACAGAGCACACCGAGCAGUGACGAAAGCAACUCCCCGACGGAGUUGAAUUCGUACAAAAGGUUGACGGACAAACCACCCCUGAUAAAACGCCUGACGAUGGGCCUAGCCGGGGGUCGUGAUCUCCUCACCAUCAAUAGCGAGGAUGAUAGUUGCCCCCUCGUAAGCGGAGGUAGCACCCCAACCAGUCCAACGAACAGACCAAGAUCGGGGGGCUACGUGAACGAAGCCAUCAUCGACUCCGAAGGAACAAGGAUGAGCUACAAUAAAAUUACCUGUGCAUCUGAAAAUUUAGAUAACACUAUCAAUUCCUCAUUGACAGCGAAGAACUUCAAUGCGGAGAAUAACAGGAUAAGUCAUAAUUCGCAAAAUUCUGUUGCUGAAAACGAAUUCAAGUCUAAAAGAAGAUCUCAAAUAAGUACGUCCGGGAGUUCGGUUCCUCCUGACGGUAGUACUCAGGGUUCAACGCCGACCCAAACGCCUACCCCUACACCCCCACCCCUACCUGAGCGAACGGAUAGCCUUAACAAUCGUACGGAGGAAAGUGAGCUAAGAAAAGCUCCCUGGUUCCAAGCAGGCAUUCCGAGAGAAAUAACACUCGAAGUUCUGAGCCAAGAACCGGAGGGUGCUUUUAUGGUACGAGAAAGCACCAGCAAACCCGGAUGUUACGCUCUUUCCUUGAGGGUACCACGAGAAUUUCAGCCUAGCGGUAUCGCUCAUUAUCUAAUCAUGAGAACGAACAAGGGAUACAAAAUCAAGGGUUUCACCAAAGAGUUUACAACGCUGACGGCACUGAUAACGCACCAUUCGGUGAUGCCUGAACUUUUACCGUGCCCCUUGUCCCUUAGUCGAUACAACCCUAGCUUCGUAAAAAGCGAUUCCAAUAAGGAUUUCGCAGAUAUCGACUCUGACCCUGACUACAAUACGCUGGCAGAUUUUCGAAAAAUGAUGGCAGACUUGAACGUCUAAUUUGCCUACCGUUCCCGCUGCAUAAACAUUGUGUAAUGAUUGUUCCUGAUAUGUCGAGUAUACGAGAGGCACCAUGCGCCGGAUGAUGAUACAAACUUUUUUCCCAUCUAGAAAGAAAAAAGGUACAGACUCGCGCUUUCAAAGCCUUACCCUUACUACCCUUAUUAAAUGUGCUCCAUAAGCGAACUUUUUAUACUUCGCGGGUGGCAGGCGGGGUAAACGAUUUUCACAAAAAAUGAUAAGGCGACUGGAUCCUGCGGCGACUCACAGCCAAAUACAGAGAAGAAGGGG